AUUUAAGCAAUAGUCUUCUAAACGAUAACUUCCUGCCUUUAACGAUAGAAACUCCGAGACCCGGUGCAACUGUUUCGUAUUGGGACGUGAGAGCAGCGCCAGUCACGGUUAUAAAUGCGCUGUUACAACAUGCAUAGCAUUAUUAGCAAACCGGCAAAGGCGGCAUUGCCUGCAAGGCGACUUGUUGCGUGCCAGCGCGGCUACCAUACGCGCACUCUGACGGUCCGGGCCUGGUCGACUGGAGAGAAGGCCAAUACAAAUAUUCAUGAGAACGGCGAACGUCGUGUGCGGAGGUAUGAGGCAGAGUUCAGGAUGAUGUCCGGCAGACUAGCCGGUGUCGUACAUCAAGCAGUAUCCGCCGCCGUACACUCGAAUCGCGACAAGGACGGCGGCCGCGCGCCUUCCCGGGAGGUCCUGGAGGCGCACUUUGCGGCCCCGACCCACGCACACGCGGCGGGGCCGACCCAUGGGUCAGCGGCGGCCGCUCCGUCGACUCGUGACGAGGUGGAGGCGGCGGCGGCGCAUGCGCAUGCGCUUCCUCCUUCGCCGGGCACGCCCGCGGGCAUGGCAUCGGCCUUCCUGCGCUGCUUGGAGGCUCAGCUGCAAGCCAGGAAGUACAUGAAUGCAGGUGACGAGGCGGGCGACGUGCUGGGCAGCUUCCCCAGCGCCACCCUGCUGUACUACCCGGGAGGGGGGCUGCAGGCAGUGGUGGAGGAGGUGGCUGCCGCUGCUGCGGAGGCGCACGGCCCCGCGGGUCCCGCGGCAGUGGCGGUGCUGAGGUCGCUGGCGGGCGCGGUGGGCCGAGUGGCGGGGCAGCAGCAGGAGGCCGGGGGGCAGCAGGCGGACAAGGCAGCGUCGGUGGUGACGUGUCUGCUGGGUACGGCCGAGGCGCUCGAGGGCGCCACCAAGACCCUGUCGCCCUCCGCCGCCCUCACCUCCUCCGCCCUCACCUCCUCCGCCCUCACCUCCUCCGCCCUCACCUCCACACCCGCACCCGCCACCACUACUACACACCGCCCUGCCACCCGCACCUCUGCUGCCCCCGCCCCGGGGUUGUACGAGGCGGCGGCGGUGUCUGCGGUGGCGUCAGAGGCGGCGGAGCUGCUGUGGGAGGUGGCGGGGGUGUUGGAGGGGCUGGCAGGCUCCCCCUCCUCCUCCCACACAGCCGAGGGCCACACGCGCUCCCCCUCCGCCCCCGCCCACCCGCUGCUGUCGGCGCUGGAGACCCGGCUGUACGGCAGCGCCACCUGGCAGCCCGACUCGCCAGCUGAGAUUGCCUCCUCCCUGGUCGACACCCUGGCCUCGCUGCUCGCCCCCAGCCACGUGGGCAACACAGCGGCGCAGGGCGGGGCAGCGGCCCGUGGGUCGGCCUGCGCCGCCCUGCACUGCAUGGCUGGGGCGCAGCGGGGGCUGGCGGGGGCGCUGAGGAGCCAUGGGGCCGACCCGGCUGCCGCGAGCAGGCUGCUGUCCGCCCUGGCCGAGGCCCUGGCUGCCGCCUGCAUCACCCGGGACGCCGCCGACCCGCAGCGCGGCCCCCGCCCGCUCACCAUGUUUGGAGAGGCGCAGCUGCUGGUGGGGCUGAGUCGCAUUGCGGCAGCGGAGGGCCCUUCCGCCAGCACCCCCGCCGCCACCGCCGCCGCCCAGGCCGCCGACGCCGCCGCCGGCGACGCCAGCAGCGACCCUGCGCUGGGCGUGAGCGACGCCAGCCUGGUGCUGGAGGUGCUGGCGGGGCAGGCGAGGCAGGUGGCGGCGGCGCACCGGGAGCACAUCGCGCAGGUGCUGCAGGACCUACGUGACGUGCCCCGCAGCCUGGGGGCCCUAUCCCAGCUGCCCGAGGAACUAUCCACCUCCACUCCUGCCCACCAGCGGCCACAACGCACCGCUGCGGCCACCGGCGGCGCCGCCUCCGCAGCAGCAGCAGCAGCUUCGGUGGCAGCGGAGAAUCAGGCGGGGAUGACGUCGGGGGGACGUGUGAGGCCCCGCAAGCGGGCGGGGUUGUAGGGAGGAGGUUGGGUGGUGGGUGGUGUUGCACAUAACGCCUGGAAAGCUCUUUACACAGAUGGCUAGGGACACCGAAGAACUACUAUAAAUGAUAUGCGGCUUUACAUGUCGCACUUCCGCACACCAGUUCACCUGCGGUCUAUCGGUAGAGCUUGCAGUGCUCACAAGUGCAGUAUGGCAUGCUUGGGUUGUGUCCGGGUUAGCUAUGAGGCAUGGCAUGGCAUGAAGACGUUUGUGCAGUGUGUAGGAAGCGGCAGGGGCGGUUGUCGUUGUCCGUCUUCCGGUACAGUUCACAAGUCGUGUAGCGUAGAACCGGUAUGUUGAUUGUUGUGGAUUGUUAGUUGAUUGUGCAUCGUACAUUUCUACUUGUUUUAUGCUGAUGGGGAUUUCCGGAAACGCACGUUCAUGCAGGUUGAUGUGCUGUGUUGGAAAUUUGAUGUUGUUUCGUAAUGUAGUUUAUGCAUGUAUCCUUCUGGGUGAUUUGGUCAGUUUGUUUUGUUAAUGUUUAGUCGAACACUUGCUGUGUUCCCUUCACGCCCCCUUGCUCCUUCCAAAGGGGUGCGAAGGGAGCGCUCCAAUAGUGCCGAAUCCCACACGGGCUGCGGGGUAAGGUGUCCCGUGCUCUUGCCGUACGAUAGCCCCUGUUGCAUGCCAUACGUGUCCACGGCAUUUCGUAGCCUAUGUGCAUGCGCAUGUGUUGUACAUAGUAGCAGCUGUUUUCCGCUCGAGCCGUAGCCGUUGUUGUUUGUUGGUGUUGUCGCUUUGCAUGGCACGGGUUCGUUGCAACGUUGUUCCCCUAUCUAGCAAAGGUUCCCAACCCCUUUGUUGCGCUGUUCCCUUACUGGAGAG
Astrephomene gubernaculifera is the source of this 2850-nucleotide messenger RNA. The record is from the annotation of a GenBank genome assembly. Lineage: Eukaryota; Viridiplantae; Chlorophyta; Chlorophyceae; Chlamydomonadales; Astrephomenaceae.